UUUAUUAAUCAGCAUCAAAGAUGGCGUGCUUUCGAGAUAAAGUAAAGAAACAUUUUCCGCUCACUGACAUUAAAAGUGUAAUUAAUCUUUUCAAAGAGCAACUUGAGUCAAACGAAGAGCCAAAUCUUGCCCUGCUUUCCAUUGUAUUAGGUUGCAUAGAAAACACAUUGACUUUGAAUAGAGCUGUCCCAACUAACGAUGAUACUAAGUUGCUGCGUCCAAUAUUUCCAAUUGUUGACUUCAGUACAGUGGAUGCUUUGUAUACCCAAUUUGAAACAUUGGUCAAAGGUUCGGUUGACUUAACAAAAUACCCCAGUGGAUAUUCAAAUAGAGAUUUAGUGAAAAAAAUUUCGGAUGUCAUAUGGAGCUCUUUAUCAAGAAGCUUCAAAGACAAAGCUCAUUUACAAUCAUUGUACAGUUUCCUGACAGGAAAUAAACUGGACUGUUUUGGUGUUGCUUUUGGGGUGGUAGCUGCUGCACAAUUGUUGGGUCGCAAUGACAUCCAUUUGUCACUAUCUGAAGAUCAUGCAUGGGUGAUAUUUGGAGAAGAUGGAACAGAUACUGCAGAAGUCACAUGGCAUGGUAAAGGCAAUGAAGAUAAAAGAGGUCAGUCUAUUGCUUUGAGUGUGGCAGAGAAGUCUUGGUUGUACCUCAAUGGUCAUCCAGUCAUUUGUAAUCGUAUGAUUGAGGUCGCCGCCAUUGUGUCUGCAGCAAAUCCAUCCAUCAAUUUUACAACAGACAGUAUUGAAAUGGGAGCACUACAACAGGAGUUGUUAUGGCUCUUAUAUGAUAAAGGACAUCUCUCCAAAUAUCCCAUGGCUCUAGGUAACUUGGGUGAUUUAGAAGAAAUCUCUCCCACUCCAGGCCGACCACCACCUCUGUGUAUAUUCCAAGAAGCCAUCACCUCAGCCAUUAAACAUUAUGACAAUCAUCAUGUAUACCCUUAUACUUACAUGGGUGCCUAUCUUUACAGGAAGCGCUGCUAUAAGGAAGCAAUCAAAUGUUGGGCUGAGGCCUCAAAUGUAAUCAGGAAAUUUAACUACACAAGAGAAGAUGAAGAGAUUUACAAAGAAUUUUUGGAAAUUGCCAAUGAGCUCAUUCCCAACAUAGUGAAAGCUGUCUCUUUAAACACGCUGGAUCGUGCUCAGAUGAACAUUUUAUACAACCCUGAAGUUUAUGCAGAUAUCCUGCGCUUCUAUGACGGAAUCUGUGAAUGGGAGGAAGGGAGCUCUACCCCAGUUUUACAUGUUGGCUGGGCACAACACCUGACUUUUUCUUUAAACAAAUUUGAUCCCAGAACACGUGCUAAAAUUGACGUAGGAAAAGAUGAGGAUGAUGAGGAUAGUGAAAUGGAUGAAAAUGAUGAAAAUGACAAUGAAAGCAACAGUAAGUCUAAGGAUAAGACCAAGCCUCAGAAUGGAGUUCCAGUCUCAACAAAUGAUGGAAAAGAAACUUUAAAGUCGGCACUUGAUGAUUUGAAAAAAGGUGAUUCUACAAAUUCAACACCAUCACAUUUAUUGGGUCAACGGGUGACUGCUAAAAAUCGUAAAGGGCAGCGCAGGAGAAAUUCAAAUGCAUCUAAAGAGUCCAACAUUAAAACUUCUUUAAAUGAAACAGACAAACAAGGAAACUUAGAUGAUAGCAAGAAAGCUGAAGAUAAAAUCAAAUGUACCAUUGAGGAAUUAGCCACAAAAGUAAAUCAGGAGGACAGCUCUGGGAACUCAACAACCAACCCUAACAUAACAGCUCUGGCUCAGCAAUGUAGUCAUAGUAUUCUCAAUAAAGAUUACCUUUUGGGUGCAGGUGAGCCUUUCUCCACAUCUCCCGCAACGCUGGCACCUACAACAGAUGAAGCUUUUAUCAACACCACUAGCUCAACUGGUCACUACACUGGUCCAGAUGCCAGGCUUGAUGUAGAUGAGUUCUUAAGUUCAAAGUCCAAUGGCACUGCAUUCAUCGGCCUAACUAUGGACUCGAUGUUGAAGGCUGAGAGUCCCUCAGAAAUGAUGUUGACCAUGAAACGACCAGAAGAAUCAGCACGACCCUUGCCCCUGCCAUCCCCUUCUCCUUCCCCAACUGCUGAAAUGCUUGCCGCUAUUGGAACAGUCUUUGUGGAUCUCAAGAGUGAGAAAAUGAAAGGUUUGAAAAAAAUGUUUCAAUCUGCUAAACUCAACGCGAGUGCCAUCAAGCUUCAACUAACAGCUCAGUCUCAGGUCCAUGUUAAAGACUCAAGGUUCUUGGAUUUUUGUGAGCCAAUGGGAUCAGCAAGAAAACGACCUCGUCGGGAAAUAGUAUGAAUCCAAUUCCAAUUGCUUUUGGAAGCUAUUUAAACAGGUUAUUAAUAGUUUUAAUACAUGCAAAUUGUAAUUGUUGUUUUUUUUUUAAAUAGCCCUUUGCUUUUUUUUUUUUUUUUUUUUUUUUUUUUUUAUCUCUUGUAAAAUCUAAAUAUUGUUCUAAAAAUUCCAUUUUUGCAUUCUCAUCACUACUGGGUACUGUAAUGAGAAAAUGUACAAUAUGUAUGAGAGGGAGAUAAGUUCAAAGCCCAUUUUAUUGCCAUUUUGUGUUGGUGUUGCAAUGAAAGAACUGCCUUUAUUAUGUUAUCUUAAUAGAGUUUUGUUACCUCAUUGGGCUUUCUGUGUAACUAACAUUGUUUGACUACAAACUGAAAUGGUUGUUUGAAUCAUAUUUGCUUUUAGCAUCUGUUAUUUUAUUGUUAUUGGGGAAAAAAAGCUGAAAAAAAAAAGUCUUUUUUUUUUAAAUUCUUUGUUUGUUUUAAAAAGUGCUAUGGUAUAUUCUUAAUUAAUGUUCUUUAGUAAGCACUUUUUUUUUUACAUUUUUUAAUGAAUGACACUAGAAAUGAAACCACCUAGUUCUUAUUUUUUUAAAGUUAUAUUUUAAAUGUUGAGUAUUAGAUCUGUGACAUGAACAUUUAAUACAAACUUUUUUAACAAAAUUUCUUUUCUCUCUACUUUGCUGUGGAUUCUGCAGCAUUAGGUGGGUGCUGGUGACAGAAAUAAAAAAAUUGAAUGGAUAAUGACCCUUUUCAUAGUACAACCACUUAAAAUUAACUGAAGAUUUGUUUUAACGAUGUCAGUCAAUCAUUUCAGCACUUGUAAAUAGUGCCAGCUAGCAUCGCGGAAUGUCACUUUGUUUUUAAAGGAAAUGUUUAACAAAAUUGUGGAUCAAAUUUGUUUUAUCAUGUAAAACAAGAGUAUACUUUUUUUAUCCCUUUCUAUUUUCUAAGUGGUCUGGCUUUUCCCCCGGAAUCUCUGUAUAUAUGUGUGUAGUCUCAGUAUGUAUAUAUUUGUAUAAAGAGACAUAAAUGUUUUCAACAUAUCCAGUAACCAUUUCCUGUUGUCCGAGAAGUUUGGGAAUCUUUCUUCUUGUUGUUUCUUUCCAUCAUGUCUUGUAUUCAGGACAAGAGGACACAUUGUGCAAGUCGUUUGUUUGACUUGCAGUCACUUUUAUGUCCAUGCUUUUUAAACAGAGGACAUGAACGCUGUACAUAUUUUGUAUACCUUCUAUUUUUGUUGAAACAUUUGUUAUAGUUGACGUCCUGUUGGCCCGGUGCUCUCAGAUUCGUUUGUUCUGCUGUCAGAAACAUUUUAGUUCACUGUCAACUUAUAGCAAUAUAUUUUUCCUCAAAUUUUGAUCACUACAUUUUUAAGGUCCAAGUUUUUAAGAACAUUGGGAUAGAAAAGUACUUUUUCAAACAUAUAGAAAAGAAAAAAACACUCUAUUAUCACCUAUUAUAAUGAGUUAAUUUUGUCAACUCAAACUAAUUGAAAUGUUUAUCUACAAUGUACUGCUACCAGUACUUGAAACAUUUUAUCAUUUACUAAUCUGUGCUUGUCAUUCUUUUAAUGGUUGACUUUAGUGUCCAUAGUAUUGUCUCCCUUGCUUCAGCACAGAAUUGUGUAGUUUUCAUAUCUGUUUUCAAAAUCUAAUGACUGGCUAAAAAAUAGAAACCAACAAAAUUAUCUGUCAAUAUUUGAUGUCUUGUUUACUCCACAAAACUUAAUGCUCUACUGUUUGUACUUGGAGUAGAAUGUUGAGGACAUUUUGAAUUAGAAGUAUAAGACUAAAAUCAUCUGAAAUUCCCACAAGUUAUCACUAGCACCACAGUUGAUUAUCUGAAGUUAACUUAAUUUUGAGUGCAGAAAGAGAUUAUCACUCAAGGAUUUCUGAUUAAGAAUAUAUAUAUAUAAUGGUUCUCCUAGUAGCAAUAUCGGCAAUUAAUAAAUGAACAGUUAGGUGUGUGGUUUAAAAAAUAAUGAAUUCUCAGCCAAUCCAUCUGCCACUUGAGUAUCUGUAGCUGAGACAAUGUUUUCAAAGAUUCUUUCUGUAAAUUGCAGUGAUUCAUUUUUUUUUGUAGCAUUGAAAUAGUAUGCUCUUUAACUGGUUUGUUUCUUUGUAGUCAAUAUCAAUCUUCAAUUUCUUUCAUUCAUAUAAUGCAUGUAUUAACAAAAAGGCUGUUGAAAAAAAAAAACUAAAAAAAAAAUAGUUUCUGUUUACACUAAAUAAAUGUGAGGUUUAUUAAUGUCUCUACAAUUAUGUUAGUUUGAAAAGCUUUUCAUUUGCCCUUGUUUUAGUGAAAUAUCACAGCUUACUUGAUCAUGUUUUGUAUUUCAGACUUAAAGAUGUUUUUAAUAAGCAUGUGUAUAAUAAAUAUUCAGUUACUACGUCCAAGACUCAUUUCAUUUCAUAUAAUAGAACCAUUCAGUAAUCUGUUAUAUAUAUUGUAUCAGGAGUUAAGUAAAAACAAUGAAAAAAAAAAAGGUUCAUUGGUUGGUUACAUUUUAUUUAACUAGGUUUUAUUGUAACUUAAGCCACACACUUAAUGUACAUGUACAUUAUACUGUACAAGUAAAAAGUGGCUCAUUCUCUUGUUUUACACUUGUCUUUGUAAUGUUGACCACUACAGAAUAUUCUCUUGCCUGGACAUGAACAAAUCCAAACUAUUUUUGUGUAUCUGUGUAAUUGUUACUUCAAAGUUUAAGCUAGUCACUUGUUAUUACCAAUGGACUUUGUCUAUGUGUCUCAGCUGUUUACAUUGAAUCUAUCAUUGUUUAUGCUUCAUUUGAACAUUUUGCUUCUUUUCCUGUUGCUGUUCUAUCCAAAAAAAUACAAUCAAAAAAUGUAUUCACUGGUGGUUUUUUUUUUUUUUUUUUGUUUUUUUUUUAAAGUUGAAAACAAAAAAUAAAAAGUUAGUUUGAUUAAUACAUUUGGUAAGCUUAAUGACAGCACUAUUCAACUCACGGAUACUGGUCUUGCUAUUUCUUUAUGCUAGUGACUUUCACUGUUUAGAAAUAAGUCUUUUUGUAUUUGUUUCAACUAGGAUUAGAAGUGUCAAAAUUAUAUGUUCAUUAUGUUACUAACAUUCCGUUAUGAUAGUAGAUAAAAUUGAUGUAUCAUAUUUUUGUUUUAGGAAAGGGACAAACUUUUGUUGGCUAUUCUGGCUAGUUUUUUUUUACCAUGAUUCCAUCUUUUAUAAAUAAAAAGAAAAACCUUUUUGAAAAUAGUUUGAUGAAUAUCUUCCAUAUUUUUCAACUUUCAGUAUAAUCAUAUAAACAUAAAUAUUAACUCAAGGAAAAUUGUGUCAAACUAAAUCAGACAAAAAAAAAAGGGAACAACUUUCCUAAUUUCAUUACUAACCAGAAUGUACUCAUCACUUAUCAGGAAAUUUUAGACACAGUACAUUAUGUCCUUUAUAGUGGGUACAACUCAUUUCGAAAUGUGUAAACUUGAAGAAAUAAAUGAUCAAAUGUCAGUUGUUGUUUUUCUGAAUUGUUUAAAAUUGUUAACAUCUUUUAUGGUCCUUUUAUUUUAUUUCUUCAAAAACAUUUUUCACUUUGGAGUUGGCAAGGGAGAGAAAACAAUUUUAGUUACGGGUAUUUCCAUUCGUUAAUAUAAUUUUUCUUGUUUUAUUCAUGGCAAGUAGAUUUAUAUUGAUUCUUAUCUAGAUAAAUGAAAAGGACAGGAUUUUGUAACCUGUUUGUAAGUUCCAAGAUUGAAAAGAACUUCACUUCUCCUUCCCUUGCUUCACACUUAAGAGUUGCCUUGAGGUCAUCAAGGUUCAAGAUAAACAAAAAAAUAUAAGAAAUUGUGGAAUCCAAAUACCAGUAACUGUAGAGGAAACAACUUACUAAUAGAGCUAGACACAGUACAUUAUGUCCUAUAUAGUGGAUACUAUUGAACAUUUAAAUAAUUCAGACAUCAAUAUUUUAUAAUUUUGACUGUAUAUAUGUAUUGUUUUUUUUGUUUGUUGUUGUUUUCAUAUCAGUUUAAUAAUAUGAACAUUUGUCUUACAAUUAUAUGACACUUUUACCAGAUGUUUUGUCUAUUGGAUUUACCUAAAUGCCAACUCAGAGAAGUUAUUGUACAUAUUGUUUAGUGUUAAUAAGUUUUCAUCAAGAUUUUUGUCAUGCUUGAUUUUCAGAUUCAGUUUGUACCUACUGCUUGUCUUAUUAUGUGUCCCUGGUGUAGCAAGUGAAUGGUACACAAUUUGAAGGCUUUGUUUUCUAGAAACUCUCAUAAACCCUGUAACUUCUGUCUAACCUUUUCCAACUCUAUUUUUUUUUCUUUGGUUGGCAGAAAAGCUAUUGUACUGGCAAACCAUCAUCUUGCUUAUUUUUAACUCCCCUCAUGAGAGUUCCAUUGCAAUACAUACUUGAACAUAGUUUAGCACAAGGUCCAUUCAACACCACUUGCACUACUUGUUUAUCUAGUCAUACAUGUUAGUGAUUAUUUCAUUAUGUCAUUGGUUUUCUUGGCUUAUUAAAACAACCCAAGACGUAGUCAGGUUUGCAUCUUAUGGCAGGGUUCAGUUAUCCUUCUCUUUCAUUUAGUGUCCCACUUUUGUUACACAUUGUAUUGUGCUGGUCAGUGAGGGUUCUGUUUUAGUUGUUUUGUUCUGAUGUGGACAAAAAUAAUUAAAUUUGCACGCAAAAUGUUUAGUACUCAUUGGGACAUGACUAGCUGUACAAAAAAUGAGCUGGUUUUCUUUUUGGUUAUGUUACGGUUACACUAGACAGACUAGUAACGCUAACAUUCCUUCAAUGCCUCCUAAUAACCCUCAUUGCAUUGAGUUGAACCUCUGAGUUCUACACUAACAUCAUAACCAUGGGCAGUUAAUCAAUAUUUCACGUAGUGAAGUAGCUGACACUAGUUUUGCCCCUUUUAUCUUCAUAAUUUGUUGAGUUCCUGUUUUUGUUUAAGACAUCACCAGUAUCUGUGAUACGAGUUUGUUUGUUUUUUUAAAACCUAAUGUUUUAACUCCUCAAUUGUGGAAAAAAAACAAGUCCAGCCUGUUCACGUUUUGUUGAAGUAAUCAAAUAUUUCUUAGUUGUUUGUAUUGUACAUCCAAAACAUUAUCAAUUUGGUUUUUUUUUUUUUGUCAUUGCAUACAACAAAAACACAAUUCAAUCAAGAACUUACUUUUUUUUUUUAAGUGAGCUACUCUUGGUUUCUUAUUAUUGCUGGGUUUUUUUUAAUAAAUAAAGUAAGUUUUUCUCCUUGAUUUGUUCCAACACAAUGUUACUGUGAAUGCUUAUCCUUCUUUACCUGUAUAUAAUGGUUGAAUGCUGCACUAUUCUGUUCUUGUUUAAAACAAAAUGUGUUAAUAUUUCUCUUUUUUUUUCUUUUUCUGUCAUUUAUGUCGUUGGUUGUACAUUUAUUUGUCUUCUGAUAACUUGAAUUCUGGGCUAUAGACGUAGCGCCACAUUUUUGAAUAAUUAAUCUUGCGAGCAUUUCUAUUUUCCAUUAUGUAGAAAGCCAAUAGCACCCACGAUGACAUUGCUCACCUUUUGAGUGAGGUCAACACGUUUUGAUUUACAUUUACUGUAUAUUGUUUAUUGUCAUGCAUGAAGCUUGUAAAAAAAAAAAAAAUUUCCAGAAUGAAUAACCGUUGUAAGUUUGUUGAUGUAAUAACUAAAUAUCUCAAUGUGUCUAUACAUUUGAUAGAUUUUUAACAUAUUAACUCCUCAGGUAGGACUUUUGGAUACCUGAUACUAAGUAGGCUCUAGAUGUUAUAUGUUUUAUCCCCUCCCCCCUUUUUUUAUUAUUAUAUUUAAGUUUUAACUUCAAUGUUGACUAUAUAUCAUAUUGUCUAUAUUCUCUAUUGCAUGUUUCAUAGCCAAGGAUUUUCUGAUCUGAUUAUCAAGAUCUUGUUUGAAUUUACAUUGUUUUCAGGGAUAUUUUUUUGAUAAUGCACACAGUUAGAAGAAAUGUUCUUUAUCUUUCAUUUAUUAAAAAAAAAGGAUUCAAUAUAAUAUUGUAGGGAAUGACAUCCCUCCAACCCCAAAAAACUACAGAAAGCUCUAUUUUAUUAAUCAUCUUUUAAGAAUUUUGUUGAAGCUCCAUGGGAUGGGAUGGAAGUCUGCAAAGUUGAGUAGAUGUUUUUUUUUUAAUUUGACUAAAAAAAUACUAGAUACUUUUGGGGCUUUUAGUUAAAAUGAAGUUUGUGUUAUUGAAUAGCAAACCACACACUCAUAAGUUUGUAUUUUCAUUCCAUUUUCUUCUCAACAGUUACAUUUUUGUUGACAUUUUCAUCACAGACACAUGACAGUGACCUGAGUUAAACAUUUUCAUCACAGACACAUGACAGUGACCUGAGUUAAACAUUUUCAUAUUGACUCAAUUUGGUCAUGACUUCAGUCUCAUUCCAUGGUCUACACACAUUUUUUUUUCAUUGUAACAUUGGAUGGCUGCCCUGUGUGUGUGGUAUGCAGUCCACUGUCAUCUUUGUGGUCCCUAGUUCAAACCCCCCUUCUAUCUCCCGACGUCCAGCAGGAGGUUUCCGGUUCGGACAUAAUAAUCUUCCUAUCUGAAGGAAUGUCUCAAAACAUGUUAAACUAAGACUAGUUACUGGUAAAUUAAAAAGAUGACUCAAAUCUAAUGUUUGUUUUAUCUAUGUUGAUGUUAGCUUUAAUUUGAAGGUCCUGAUCUGUAUGUAGCCCUGUCACUAACUAGUGGGUCAUCUCUUGACUUGUUAGAUCCAUCCUUAGAAGUGCAAUCAGUCUCACAGAGUAUUGCUUUGUUAUUUUUACUUAGUGCAAUGUGUCAGUUAACAUAACAAAAUAGAAAUUCUAUUAGAAAUCAAGUGUAUUUUCUUUUGUUUUCUAUUGCAGUGCUUUGAAUGUAUUGAACUGGGUAUAAACCUAGACAUUUAGUUUUCUUUUACUUGAAUACUGUAACCAAAAGAAUAAACGGCACUUGCAUAUAUGUUGUUGUUUGUUUGUUGUUUUUUUUUUGUUUCUUUUUAUAUUGGACACAAUCUCAACUUUUAUUAUUUCAUGCACUCUAUACCUGCAUUGUGUAGUCUAAAUAUUUAGUGCUUGAUAGUUUGAAUGUUGUCAAUCUGGUGUUGCUUAAAUUUGUUGUUGUUGUUGUGUGUCUAAUGUUUUUUAUUCUCCUCAUCUUUUUGAAAACUUGAGAACCUUGUAUGAUUUAUUUUUCUCCUAUGCUGGGUCAUCGUGACAAGACUUGAAUUGCAAGUCAUUAAAAAAUACUCGUUGA
Biomphalaria glabrata is the source of this 9516-nucleotide messenger RNA. RefSeq names its product menin-like. NCBI's taxonomy places the organism in Eukaryota, Metazoa, Mollusca, Gastropoda, Planorbidae. Gene Ontology annotation, molecular function: Y-form DNA binding; protein binding; transcription cis-regulatory region binding. Gene Ontology annotation, biological process: regulation of transcription by RNA polymerase II; negative regulation of cell cycle; negative regulation of cell population proliferation. The transcript has 6 exons. Bases 21 to 2297 code for a protein of 758 amino acids. The record is from RefSeq and is a predicted model, not a curated record. Gene Ontology annotation, cellular component: nucleus; chromatin; histone methyltransferase complex.